Messenger RNA from Neocloeon triangulifer, 2379 nucleotides. RefSeq lists its product as uncharacterized. The transcript is spliced from 24 exons. Bases 19 to 2364 code for a protein of 781 amino acids. The record is from RefSeq and is a predicted model, not a curated record. Lineage: Eukaryota; Metazoa; Arthropoda; Insecta; Ephemeroptera; Baetidae. Gene Ontology annotation, molecular function: odorant binding.
CAACUAGUUUUGUCAGAUAUGGGGAAGCGCUUCUCCAGCAUAUUUCUUCUCAUGGUGAUUUUGGUGACAUGUGAAACGCUAGCAGCAAAAACAGGAGGAAAAAAGUCAUCCGGUUUGAAAAAUCAUAGCUCAAAGAGUGCUAAAAGACAAACCAUCAUCUCAUGCUGUGGAGCAACUCCCUGUUCUGAAACUCAUGUCACAAGAAUGUUGACUAGUUCAAGCUCACUGAAGAAAGAUAAUUCCACUUUGUCUACUACAACAUCGCCACUGCCUACUGAAACGAUUACUGAAAAAGAUACUGGGGUAGCUGAAACGACAAGCGAAGAGCCAGCGUCGGAAACAAGUUUAGAAUCCACGUCGACCACCAGUACAACAACAUCUACGUCAACAGCCACAACUACUACAACUCCAACGUCCACAACCACCACUACAACUCCAACGUCUACAACAACAACAACUAGGCCGCCAACAAAGGAGGAGCUGUUGCUUGGAACGUGCGAAACCACAUUUGAAAAAAACCAAACUCUAUUCACUAAAGAUGGAAUUCUAAAAGACCCUGAAUCACAAGGAUUUUGGGUGCAAUCGUGCGGCCAACAGUUUCUCUUUGGAAAAUCUUUAGCUACUUGGCGGGAAAAUUUUAUAAAAUGCUAUAAAAUCGGUAUGGAACCCAUAACUUUCGAAAAUGCGACAAAAUUAGAAUGCUUCUCUAAACUUGUUUCCAAGUGGAAGUACAGUUCAAACUACUGGACUUCCAGUUUGAGGGUGAACGAAAGUGACUUUUCGUGGUGCACCAAGGACGGGUCGUUCGCCGUGGACAAAGCGAAAUUGCCCUGGGCGGCAGGUCAGCCCCAAAAUGUCAACAAUUCUGAAAACUGCGUGCACCUCAACAUUGAAAAAUCAAACGCUACUUUCUCAUUCACGGAUAGAAUGUGCACCGACCAGCUAAUAUUUGGUUGCCAAGGGCCUCCAACUCCAGCACCACCAUGCUCAAUGCCCACAUGUCCAAAUAUAACUUGCACUAAAAACACUGCGUUCUAUACAACAUCUGGAAGUUCUCAAUACUUGACUCUUCCAAGUUCGCACGGAAGUUGGUUUACCUAUAACGGCAGAUCAUUUCUCUUCAGCACCAUAAAUAAGACUGAAACUUAUACUGGUGCGAUGCAGGCGUGUUGUGGAAUUGGAAUGACUUUACUGAGUUUAGAGUACGACUAUAAAUACAAAUCGUUAAUCGCAGCAAUUAAAGACAAUUCAAAUUUGAGUGAUUAUUACUGGACGUCCGGCAGUGACCGCGACUGCGAGUCGAAUUUUGGUUAUUGCACGGCAAAGAGAAGUUUGCGCCAAGAAGCGGUCUGGGCUUCUGGUCAACCAGAUAAUGCUGACGGAAACGAGAGCGCCGUUGUGGUUUUUGUCAAUCAGAACAACGCUCAGUUAUACGACUUCAACGAGGAGUCCAAAUUCAGAUACAUUUGCGAGGCAAGAGAUACGUCGAAAUCAAAGUCUGGUGGAACUGCUGUGAGAGAUGAGUGCGCUGCAAUUUACAACGUCAGCCAGGCUGAAAUUGACACUUUAUUGAAUCCCUCCGUUCCAAAGGAUUUAAGAAUGAAGUGCUUCAUUAAAUGCCUUGGAGAGAAUUCAAACCUUAUGGUCAAUGGAAAGUUUUUGGAGAACGAGGUUUUCGCUAUUUUAGAGAAGCUGGCAGCCGGAAAUGUGACUGAGUUGCAAAAUAACAUGGGAAUUAUGAACGACUGCGGAACCUCGAGUGCUGGCAUGGACGAGUGCGACAAAGCAUCUCAAAUGAUGAAGUGCAGCAGCGAGAAAGCGCCCGAGGUUGUGAACGGCAUCGUUUCUGCCAUGGAUCAGGCGAUGCCAAUUGCGCCAGCUCCUUUGCCACCUGCAGCGGUUUGUAGUUACGGCCCUUUUCCAUGCAAUGUUUCUUCGAAUCUUGCUCAGGAAGUGAUGAAUUGUACUGGAAAUUGCACAACAACUAACGGAUAUGUGCGUGAUUUGUGUGGCAAGAAAUACUUCUUCAUAAACGCCCAGGUGACAUUAGACCAGGCAUAUAUCAUGUGCUGUCAGUUUGGAAUGAAACUAGCCUCCAUUGAAUCUGUUGACGAAAUCACCUGCCUUACAAGUGCAAAUACCCCUACAACAGGUAUUUGGAAUUGGAUUGCGGCGAGCAAGGUCAACGGCACCAUCCCUUGCUGGUGCACUUCGAACGUCCCUUUUUCUUACGAUGGAUACGCUUCUGUUGGAGAAAACACUAGUAAUCCUCCUUAUGACUCGUAUGUCAUAAUCCCAAAUACCAAGGCUUUUAGCGUUACCAAUUACAAUAGCGUACGCUAUCCAAUGUGCAAAUCGCUUUAAUAAAGAAAUCUUAAA